AUGGAGCAGUCGCCGCCGCCCGCGCCUGAGCCCACCCCGGGGUCGACCCCAGCACGGAGUCGUAGAAGGCGGGAGCCCGAAUCGCCGCCGGCGCCGGCUCCGAUUCCUCUCUUUGGUGCUAAGACUAUUGGCCGGAGAAGUCCUGAUGGACCAGUGCUGAGCAAAGCUGAAUUUGUUGAGAAAGUUCGUCAGAGUAAUCAGGCCUGUCAUGAUGGAGAUUUCCACACAGCUAUUGUUCUGUACAAUGAAGCCCUGGCUGUUGACCCUCAGAACUGUAUCUUAUACAGCAAUAGAUCUGCAGCCUAUAUGAAAAUCCAGCAGUAUGACAAGGCACUGGACGAUGCAAUCAAAGCUCGACUUCUCAAUCCCAAGUGGCCAAAGGCAUACUUCCGACAGGGUGUUGCCCUCCAGUACCUUGGACGUCAUGCCGAUGCCCUGGCAGCCUUUGCAUCUGGGUUGGCUCAGGACCCCAAGAGUCUCCAGCUUCUGGUGGGGAUGGUGGAAGCAGCCAUGAAAUCUCCCAUGAGAGACUCCCUCGAGCCCACUUAUCAGCAGCUUCAGAAAAUGAAACUGGACAAGAGCCCCUUUGUGGUUGUCUCUGUGGUUGGGCAGGAACUCCUGACAGCUGGGCAUCACGGGGCCUCUGUGGUUGUCUUAGAAGCCGCUCUGAAGAUUGGCACCUGCAGCCUCAAACUGAGAGGUUCCGUUUUCUCUGCACUGAGCAGUGCUUACUGGUCUCUCGGAAACACAGAGAAGAGCACGGGAUACAUGCAGCAGGACUUGGAUGUAGCCAAGACCUUAGGUGACCAGACAGGAGAAUGCCGAGCUCAUGGGAACCUGGGCUCUGCAUUCUUCUCCAAAGGAAAUUACCGGGAGGCUCUCACUAACCACAGGCAUCAGUUGGUGCUUGCCAUGAAACUCAAGGAUCGAGAGGCAGCUUCAUCAGCCCUGAGCAGUCUGGGUCACGUGUACACAGCCAUUGGAGAUUACCCCAAUGCACUGGCCAGUCACAAACAGUGUGUUCUUCUUGCCAAGCAAUCCAAAGAUGAGCUUUCUGAAGCCCGAGAACUCGGCAACAUGGGAGCUGUGUAUAUUGCCAUGGGUGACUUUGAGAAUGCUGUGCAGUGCCAUGAGCAGCAUCUGAAGAUAGCCAAGGACCUGGGGAACAAGCGAGAAGAGGCCCGGGCCUACAGCAAUCUGGGCAGUGCCUAUCACUACAGGAGGAACUUUGACAAGGCCAUGUCUUACCACAACUACGUGCUGGAGCUGGCGCAGGAGCUGAUGGAGAAGGCCAUUGAGAUGCGGGCCUAUGCUGGCCUGGGCCACGCUGCCAGGUGCAUGCAGGAUUUGGAGAGGGCUAAACAGUAUCACGAGCAGCAGCUGGGCAUCGCUGAGGAUCUCAAGGACCGGGCUGCAGAGGGGCGUGCGUCCUCCAACCUGGGAAUCAUACACCAGAUGAAAGGUGAUUAUGACACUGCACUGAAACUCCACAAGACCCACUUGUGCAUCGCCCAGGAGCUGAGCGACUAUGCUGCCCAGGGCCGCGCCUAUGGAAAUAUGGGCAAUGCCUACAAUGCUCUGGGCAUGUACGACCAGGCGGUCAAGUACCACCGGCAGGAGCUACAGAUCUCCAUGGAAGUGAACGACCGUGCCUCACAGGCAUCCACGCACGGGAACCUCGCCGUGGCCUACCAGGCCCUGGGCGCCCACGACCGGGCCCUGCAGCACUAUCAGAACCACUUGAACAUCGCCCGGGAGCUGCGAGACAUCCAGAGCGAGGCGCGGGCUCUCAGCAACCUGGGCAACUUCCACUGCUCUCGAGGGGAGUACGUCCAGGCCGCCCCCUAUUACGAACAGUACCUCCGACUUGCUCCUGAUCUUCAAGACAUGGAGGGAGAAGGAAAGGUCUGCCACAACCUCGGCUACGCCCAUUACUGCCUUGGAAAUUACCAGGAGGCAGUAAAGUACUAUGAGCAGGAUCUGGCCCUGGCCAAAGACCUUCAUGACAAAUUGAGUCAAGCAAAAGCUUACUGCAACUUGGGCUUAGCGUUCAAGGCUCUGCUGAAUUUCAGCAAAGCUGAAGAGUGUCAAAAGUACCUACUGUCCCUAGCCCAGUCCCUGAAUAAUUCCCAGGCUAAAUUUAGAGCCCUGGGGAACCUGGGUGAUAUAUUUAUCUGUAAAAAAGAUAUCAGUGGUGCAAUAAAAUUCUAUGAGCAGCAGCUGGGCUUGGCUCACCACGUGAAGGACAGGAGACUGGAGGCCAGUGCAUAUGCAGCCCUGGGCACCGCAUACCGAAUGAUCCAGAAACACGACAAGGCCCUGGGUUAUCAUACACAGGAGCUGGAGGUAUAUCAGGAGCUGAGUGACCUGCUGGGAGAGUGCAGAGCUCAUGGGCACCUGGCCGCAGUCUACAUGGCCCUGGGGAAGUACACAAUGGCUUUCAAGUGUUACGAAGAGCAGCUGGACCUAGGGCAGAAGCUGAAGGACCCGAGUCUCGAAGCCCAGGUCUACGGCAACAUGGGCAUCACAAAAAUGAACAUGAACGUGAUGGAAGAAGCCAUCGGCUACUUCGAGCAGCAGCUGGCCAUGCUGCAGCAGCUGAGUGGGAACGAGUCUGUGCUCGACAGGGGCCGGGCCUACGGCAACCUGGGGGAUUGCUACGAGGCCCUGGGCGACUACGAGGAAGCUAUCAAGUACUAUGAACAGUACUUAUCUGUUGCCCAGAGUCUGAAUCGCAUGCAAGACCAAGCCAAGGCUUACCGAGGCCUGGGAAGUGGACACAGGGCAAUGGGGAGCUUGCAGCAGGCCCUGGUGUGCUUUGAAAAGAGGCUCGUGGUCGCCCACGAGCUCGGGGAGGCCUUUAAUAAAGCCCAGGCCUACGGUGAGCUGGGAAGUCUGCACAGCCAAUUAGGGAAUUAUGAACAAGCCAUUUCCUGCCUUGAACGCCAGCUGAACAUUGCUAGAGAGAUGAAGGACCGAGCUCUGGAGAGUGACGCGGCCUGUGGCCUGGGGGGUGUGUACCAGCAGAUGGGGGAGUACGAUACAGCCCUGCAGUACCACCAGCUGGAUCUGCAGAUUGCCGAGGAGACCAACAACCCCACGUGCCAGGGCCGGGCCUACGGGAAUCUGGGCCUGACCUACGAGUCCCUGGGCACCUUUGAGAGAGCUGUGGUCUACCAGGAGCAGCACUUGAGCAUCGCUGCACAGAUGAACGACUUGGUGGCCAAGACGGCGUCUUACAGCAGCCUCGGAAGGACGCAUCACGCUCUGCAGAACUACUCCCAGGCAGUCAUGUACUUGCAGGAAGGUUUAAGGUUAGCAGAGCAGCUGGGCCGAAGAGAAGAUGAAGCCAAAAUUCGCCAUGGUCUUGGCCUCUCCCUCUGGGCGAGCGGGAAUCUGGAGGAGGCCCAACAUCAGCUCUACCGGGCAUCAGCCUUGUUUGAGACAAUCCGACACGAAGCGCAGCUGAGCACGGACUACAAGCUCUCCCUCUUUGACCUGCAGACGUCCUCCUACCAGGCCUUGCAGCGAGUGCUCGUCAGCCUCGGCCAUCAUGAUGAAGCUCUGGCCGUGGCAGAAAGAGGACGGACAAGGGCGUUUGCAGACCUCCUGGUAGAACGACAGACAGGACAGCAGGACUCUGACCCCUACUCCCCGGUCACUGUCGAUCAGAUCUUGGAGAUGGUUAACGGCCAGAGGGGACUAGUGCUUUACUACUCCCUGGCGGCGGGCUACCUCUACAGCUGGCUGCUGGCUCCUGGGGCAGGAAUUCUGAAGUUUCAUGAACAAUACCUGGGAGACACCACGGUAGAAAACUCCAGUGACUUCCAGACGGGCAGCAGCACAGCCCUUCCAUCAGCCGCGAGCUCAGCCCUGGAGCAGCAUGUUGCCAGCGUGCGGGAGGCCCUGGGCGUGGACUCCUGCUACUCGAGGGCCUGUGCUAGCAGCGAGACCGAGAGUGAAGCCGGAGACAUCAUGGACCAGCAGUUCGAGGAGAUGAACAACAGGCUCAACUCGGUCACCGACCCCACUGGCUUUCUCCGGAUGGUUCGCCGCAACAACCUCUUUAACAGGAGCUGCCAGAGCGUGACCAGCCUGGUGGGCAAUGCCGCGUCGCCCGUCAAGGACGGGACCUCCUCUCUUCCCAGGAGGCAGAGCUCGUUCGCCAGGCCGCCGCUCCGCGCCCUGUACGACCUGCUCGUGGCGCCCAUGGAAGGGGGCCUGAUGCACGCCAGCGGCCCAGGGGGCCGGCACCGGCAGCUGGUCCUGGUCCUGGAGGGGGACCUGCACCUCGUCCCGUUCGCCCUGCUGAAGGGGAGCUCCUCCAACGAGUACCUGUACGAGCGCUUCGCCCUCAUCGCUGUCCCCUCCAUCCGCUCCCUCGGCCCGCAGGCCAAGUCUCAGCUGAGGAAGAGCCCACCCGCCUACUCCAGCUCCACGUCCAUGGCGGCGGUGGUCGGCAACCCCAAGCUGCCGUCAGCGGUGAUGGACAGGUGGCUGUGGGGCCCGAUGCCGGCGGCCGAGGAGGAGGUCUACAUGGUGUCCGAGCUGCUGGGCUGCCAGCCGCUGGUGGGCAGCGUGGCCACCAAGGAGCGUGUCGUGAGCGCCCUGACGCAGGCCGAGUGCGUGCACUUCGCCACCCACAUCUCUUGGAAACUGUCGGCCCUGGUCCUCACACCCAGCGUGGACGGCACCCCUGGGGGCGGCAAGAGCUCCUUCGGCCACCCCUACACCAUUCCCGAGUCCCUGCGGGUGCAGGACGAUGCCAGCGACGGCGAGAGCCUCUCGGACUGCCCGCCGCUGCAGGAGUUGCUGCUCACGGCCGCCGACGUCCUGGACCUGCGGCUGCCCGUCAAGCUGGUGGUGCUCGGCUCCUCCCAGGAGUCCAGUGGCAAGAUCACAGCCGACGGGGUGGUGGCGCUGACGCGGGCCUUCCUGGCGGCUGGCGCGCAGUGUGUCCUCGUGUCUCUGUGGCCCGUGCCUGUGGCCGCUUCCAAGAUGUUCCUGCACGCCCUGUACUCGUCCCUGCUGAACGGCCUGAAGGCCAGCGCGGCGCUGGGCGAGGCCAUGAAGGUGGUGCAGAGCAGCAAGGCCUUCUCACACCCCUCCAACUGGGCAGGGUUCAUGCUUAUCGGCAGCGACGUGAAGCUCAACAGCCCCUCCUCGCUCAUCGGUCAGGCCCUCACCGAGAUCCUCCAGCACCCGGAGCGCGCGCGGGACGCCCUGCGAGUGCUGCUGCACCUGGUGGAGAAGUCCCUGCAGCGCAUUCAGAACGGGCAGCGCAACGCCAUGUACACGUCGCAGCAGAGCGUGGAGAACAAAGUGGGCGGCAUCCCCGGCUGGCAGGCCCUCCUCACCGCCGUGGGCUUCCGGCUGGACCCCCCGGCCAGCGGUCUGCCAGCGGCCGUCUUCUUCCCGACCUCCGACCCGGGCGAGCGGCUGCAGCAGUGCAGCAGCAGCAUCCAGUCCCUGCUGGGUCUGCCCAACCCUGCCCUCCAAGCCCUCUGCAAACUCAUCACGGCCUCAGAGACGGGCGAGCAGCUCAUCAGCCGGGCUGUUAAAAAUAUGGUUGGAAUGCUCCACCAGGUGCUGGUGCAGCUGCAGGCCGGCGAGAAGGAGCAGGACUUCGCCGCGGCGCCCAUCCAGGUGUCCAUCAGCGUCCAGCUGUGGCGGCUCCCCGGCUGUCACGAGUUCCUGGCGGCUCUAGGUUUUGAUCUCUGUGAGGUGGGGCAGGAGGAAGUAAUCCUGAAAACCGGAAAACAAGCCAAUCGACGGACCAUGCACUUUGCGCUCCAGGCCCUGCUCGCGCUCUUUGAUUCCACCGAGCUACCCAAGCGCCUCAGCCUGGACAGCUCGUCCUCCCUGGAGUCGCUGGCCUCAGCCCAGUCUGUCUCCAAUGCUCUGCCCCUGGGCUACCAGCACCCUCCUUUCUCCCCGACUGGGGCGGAGAGCAUAGCCUCAGACGCCAUCUCCGUGUACAGCCUGAGCUCCAUCGCCUCCUCCAUGAGCUUCGUCUCCAAGCCUGACGGGGGGUCAGAAGGCGCAGUCCCUCGGGGACGGCAGGACUACGAGCGGUCCAAGAAUGCCUACCCACCGCUUGCCACCCUGCCUCGGAGCCCACUGUCCCCGCCCACCCGCCCUGCAGGCGCCAAGGAUGAGGAGGAGUAUGAGGGGUUCUCUAUCAUCAGCACGGAGCCCUUGGCGGCCUCCCAGGAAGACCCACCGACAGGCUUCUCGCCCGACCACAAGCAGUCCCGCGUCGGGACAGCGGGCAGUGUCAAAGUCUCGGUGAGCUCCAAGGGGAGCAUAAGCACUCCAAACUCUCCUGUUAAAAUGACUCUGAUUCCCAGCCCAAACUCACCCUUCCAGAAAGUGGGAAAACUAGCCAGUUCAGACACGGGAGAAUCAGACCAGUCGAGCACAGAAACAGAUAGUACCGUGAAGUCCCAAGAAGAAAGCAACCCGAAGCUUGACCCUCAAGAGCUGGCACAGAAGAUUCUCGAGGAGACACAGAGCCACCUCCUGGCGGUGGAGCGUCUCCAGCGGGGCGGCGGUCAGGGCUCCAGUGCUGAGGAUGGCGUCUCCGUGCCCAGCAGCGCCGCCGUCUUCCGAGCGUCAGAAACCAGCGCCUUCAGCAGGCCUGCCCUCUCCCACCAGAAGAGCCAGCCGUCGUCCUCGCCGGUCUCCAUCAAACCAAAGCCCCCAGCCAGGAGCUCCUCCCUCCCCAAGGUGAGCUCGGGGUACAGCAGCCCCACCGCCUCCGAGGCGUCCGCCAAAGACAGCCCGAGCCAGCACAGUGGCCGGCCGUCGCCCGGCUCCGACUCGCAGACCUCCCUGAGCGACCAGCCUCUCUUCAAGCUGAAGUACCCCAGCUCCCCCUACAGCGCUCACAUCUCCAAAUCUCCAAGGAACAUGUCCCCCAGCUCAGGCCACCAGUCUCCCGCGGGAAGCGCACCGUCCCCGGCUCUCUCCUACUCCUCUGCGGGCUCCGCGCGAUCCAGCCCCGCCGACCACCCCGACCUCGACAAGCUGAAGAUGGCGGCCAUUGACGAGAAGGUGCAGGCGGUCCACAACCUGAAGAUGUUCUGGCAGAGCACACCCCAGCACUCCACGGGACCGAUGAAAAUAUUCCGGGGGGCCCCUGGGACCAUGACUUCCAAGAGAGAUGUCCUCAGCCUAUUGAAUUUGUCACCUCGGCACAGCAAGAAGGAGGAGGGCGCAGACAAGCUGGAACUCAAGGAGCUGUCUUUGCAGCGCCGCGGAGAGACACCCCCCAAAGCCCCGCCCAACGGACACUGGCGCACGCAGACCACCUCGCUGAGCACGCUGCCGCUGCCCGCGCGCCCACCCGCCCCGGCGCCCGCGCGCUCUUUGAGACUUCCUUCUGGAAACGGCUACAAGUUUCUGUCCCCAGGAAGAUUUUUUCCUUCCUCUAAAUGCUAAAGCAUCUUUUAUACCCACCGACAGCAACCCGGAGCGCAGCGGCCCAGCCGGCUCCCCGCAUUCACUUGGCUGCCCCUGCGUGAGCAUGCACUGCCGGCCCGCUGGUGGUCCCCGGGGACUCUGGGCAGAUUCCCCAAAAGCCAGGAAUUCUGUGGGGCUGGUACAGGAUGCUCAUGGAAUUUUCUACACACAUCACCAAAUGUUUACCUGUAAGCUCCCUCUUCUCAUCUUUGAUGCGAUUCUUCAACAGGACUUUUGUACAAAAAUGGUCAAGGUUCUGGGGUGGGGGAGGAGAGGGAGUACAUAUUUUGCUAGGAGGUGUAUAUGCAGUACCUUUUAUACACAGAAUACAGAGCUUUUGUAAGGCUUUCAGGUGCUGGUUGGGGGUGGGAUACAUAAAAUCUAAGUUGAAUUCUACAUGAAAGUGUUAUUAUAGUAGCCAAAAAACAGGAUACUGGUUUUAAAAAUGCCAAUGAUUUGUAAUUAAAUUGUAGCAAUUCUGGUCUCACGGUACUGUAACAUCAUAGAACCGAUGCAAUAAUUCACCUGGAAAUAGUGCUUCCGUCCUCACCUCUGUUCUCCUGAGCUCUACCAAUGUCCUUGGAGCCCCGCGGUCAACCAAACUUGAAGUUUCUUAAAAAUUUACGUAACUCACAUCCAGGCAUUUUAGAACUAUGCAAUUGUGAUUUAAAAUGCAACUUUGUGCUUUUAAAACCUUACUGACCUUUUUUGUACGUGGAUAAACAACUUGGUUUUGUUAUCAAUAGUACUUUGCAUUUAUAGCUAUUAUUUUUAAAAGCUCAAGAAGUUUUUUAAAAUGUCAGAUUUUGAACAGUCAUCAAUACGUAAUUAUCAAGUUUUGGGGGGGAGUUUGAAAUUAUUCAGUUUCCUUAUAAGAGAAGAAAAAAACAGCAAAAAAAAAAAAAAAUCCUAUGGCUAUCUAGAUUUAACCAGAAUCGAGCCUUCCAGCUCCUAUUCCCUUUACUUCCUGCUUAGUUUUAUCAUCUUUUCCCAACUCCAGGCUGCUAACACACCUCUUCUACCUACGUCUGCUGCCAGGUUCCCGGCGCCUCCCACCCGUUAAUCGCAUGUGACCCCGUCUCGGUGUGACUGGGGCCCUGGCUCGCGGUCUGAGGACAGGCCCUUACUGUCCACGGCCGCAGAAGCAGGGGCUGUCUGCUGAGACGUCUGCAUCUGAGUCACUGCUCAACAGGGAGGACACGGGACUCUUGCUACAGCCAUGAUAGCUCCCUGAUACUGCUGCCAGCCAGAACAAGACAAAACAACAGUCUAGGUAGGGGUAACCAUUAACUUACCUUAUAAGGAAAUGAAAUGCUGAAAAUCAUGUUAGUGCUAAGUUUAGGCCACUUUUAGGUAAUUCUCAAGUGGAAAUCCUACUACCUCCUCACUGGGAAGGUCUAUCCCACGAAGGCAGCAGCCUCUCGUCCCGGGACACCAGCCGCAGGGAGGCCCCGGGGGUGUUAACCUUGGGGAGGUCUCACUUUAUUCACACACACUGACCACCUGCCUAUUCCGCACUGUGCUCUGGAAAGAGAGAAAGAUAAUAUACACUCAACCUGUCUUACUCUCUUGAGCUGUGUCACAGAAGCUUUCUGUGUUUAACCCAACAGCCAUGUUGACAAAAGCAAGGAAGUCCCUCCCAUCCUAACCCUGAUCCCAACACUGGGAAGAGAAAUACUUUUAUCAAGAGGCAAGCAACUAUGAGGCUGUCUUUAUGUCUUUUGUAAAUGGUAAUAAAAGUACCAGUGUAGCAAAUGAAAGCCAAGUUUAUAGCACUGUGCAUUUAGAUAGCAAAAUCAGGUCCUCAGUAACAGGAAACAAACCUCAAAAGUGAAUUUCUGAAUCCGCAUGCAUGUAGUUAGGCUCGUCCUUUCUCAGCACCUCUGAGCCUCUUUCCCAAGUGCCAAGGAGCCCUGGAGGAAAGGCCGGUCUGUGCUCUGGCCCCGGGUGCCCGCCUCCAGCACAGCCCCCUACCACCCAGACCGCUUCUCCUGGUUACCAAGCCAGCUAGGAGGGCUUGUGGACCCUAACUUAGACUAAAACCAAGUACAUUUGCUGUUGUAGGUUUCAUGUUCAAAAGCCAAAUGGAAUAUAUGAUUUUUUUUUUUUGGUCCUGGAUAUCGGCUUCAAUGAAGGAAAGCAAAGAUGAUAAAAUCAAGACCAAUUGCCACUUCUGUUUGCUGUCAGUCUUGGUGCUUUCUAUUCAAGUUAAAUGGAUGUAAAAUCAAAGUGAAUUUUUUAGGCUUCCCUGAAAAAAGGAUGCACUUAAAAAUUAUGUGAUUGUAUAAUUUGCAGAUUUCUUUGUACAGAUCAGGGGUUGGCAAAUGACCUCCAGGCUAAAUCUGACCAGAGGCCUGGAUUUUCACAGCCAUGAGCUAGGAAUGGAGUUUGCAUUUUAAAAUAUUAAUAUAAAUAUCUACAUAAUAUUGUGAUUUUUACCUCUUGGUCCACAAAGCCUAAAAUAUCUCGCUUCUUAUGAAAACAUUUUGCUGACUCCUGGUCCAGAUGGCAGAAAACGCAACUGGCGUAACGUUUUGUUUCUGCAGUCUAGGGAAAGCGGAUGUCAGGCAGUGGACAGAACUGACGGGAUGUGUGGGAACCUGAGCCCUGUGGAGGGAAGGGACCGGCCCCAGAGGAGUCCUUGGCUCCCCGCCCCAUGUGGAAGGGGUCGCUGGGUCACUAUGCAGACAGCACUGGAAGGACUUUUUUCAGCUCAGGAAACUGGGACCCCUGCCCCUAUUCUGCUCCAUCAGAUGCAACUGCGCAAGCAAUAAAACCUCCCUCUCCUGCAAACCCUGGUGUGACCACAAAGCAAGGCAGCAGAUCUUACUUCUCACCAGUGGGCCACGCAGGGAACUCUUCACACUUCACUCACCUUAACAGAGUCCACUUACCAAGACACAGUGAGCCACUCAAGCUUGCAUUCUGAUGCGUUUGGUAUCGGUAUGCAGAGAAACGAGAACGUUCUCGCCUCCACCCACUCGCAACAGCCCCCUGGCCCACAUGCCACCGAACACAUGUCCGUAUCUGCUUGGCUGUCCAGGGGAAGCCGGCAGGUGGUCACCGCCGCGGGUGCCCAACAGUGAUGCCCUGUCCCGCACCCCCGCCACCACAAGGAGAACCUUCACUUCGCUGGUUUCAGUUCAGGCUGGGAAAAAAAAAACACCACACGAUAAUCGGGCUUGCUUUAGGCAGAAUGUGAAAAUUGUGUAAUUUUCAUCACAUAUUUUGUUCUUUUACCUAAAAGAACUUGUACAUGUGCUUUGUGAACUGGGCCCCCGUUUGUGCCAGGUCCUUCAGGGAUGCCGCGUGGAAGGACACACGUGGCCACGGCUCCCCUCUUCACACGCCUUCCCCACGUGGCACUCAUGCCCCGUAUGCAGUGUUAGCCAUCCUUGGCCUAUGUGGACUUUUCUUUUUUGUAAAUGACAGUUUCCAGAUGGCAUUAAACUUUUUAUAUUAUGAAAUUUACCAUGUAAAAAGAACUUCGUAUUUUUACUGAGAUUGCUAAGGCACUUGGCCUUCCUUUGUGACUUCCGUGACUAUUAAAGCAUGAGUCCCCUUGGUUUUAA
This is a messenger RNA of Odocoileus virginianus texanus, 11036 nucleotides long. RefSeq names its product tetratricopeptide repeat domain 28 (gene TTC28). The record is from RefSeq and is a predicted model, not a curated record. NCBI's taxonomy places the organism in Eukaryota, Metazoa, Chordata, Mammalia, Artiodactyla, Cervidae. Gene Ontology annotation, molecular function: protein binding.